This is a messenger RNA of Sarcophilus harrisii (Tasmanian devil), 6863 nucleotides long. It is a transcript of the gene MAP3K20, whose product is annotated as mitogen-activated protein kinase kinase kinase 20. Bases 129 to 1487 code for a protein of 452 amino acids. The transcript is spliced from 12 exons. The record is from RefSeq and is a predicted model, not a curated record. Lineage: Eukaryota; Metazoa; Chordata; Mammalia; Dasyuromorphia; Dasyuridae. Gene Ontology annotation, biological process: protein phosphorylation. Gene Ontology annotation, molecular function: protein kinase activity; protein binding; ATP binding. Gene Ontology annotation, cellular component: cytoplasm.
UCGCAUUAGCCAGCCGCCUGCUGCUCGCUCCCAGCCGGGUUCGCCCCGCUCCUGGAGCCGAGUUUCUUGAGGCUAGGUCCAGAGGGGGAGGCAGAUUUUGUGGAAGUAUAUUACUUUGUCAUUAUGAGAUGUCGUCUCUCGGUGCUUCCUUUGUGCAAAUCAAAUUUGAUGACUUGCAGUUUUUUGAAAACUGCGGCGGGGGGAGUUUUGGGAGCGUUUAUCGAGCCAGAUGGAUAUCACAAGACAAGGAAGUGGCUGUAAAAAAGCUGCUCAAGAUAGAGAAAGAGGCAGAAAUACUCAGUGUCCUCAGUCACAGAAACAUCAUCCAGUUUUAUGGAGUAAUUCUUGAACCUCCCAACUAUGGUAUUGUAACAGAGUAUGCUUCCCUAGGAUCAUUAUAUGAUUACAUAAACAGUAAUAGAAGUGAAGAGAUGGAUAUGGAGCAUAUUAUGACUUGGGCCACUGAUGUAGCUAAAGGAAUGCAUUAUUUACAUAUGGAGGCUCCAGUCAAGGUGAUUCACAGAGAUCUCAAAUCAAGAAAUGUUGUCAUAGCUGCUGAUGGAGUAUUAAAGAUCUGCGAUUUUGGUGCCUCACGGUUCCAUAACCAUACAACACAUAUGUCAUUGGUAGGCACUUUUCCAUGGAUGGCCCCAGAAGUUAUCCAGAGCCUUCCAGUUUCUGAAACAUGUGAUACAUAUUCAUAUGGUGUGGUUCUCUGGGAGAUGCUAACAAGGGAGGUCCCCUUUAAAGGUUUGGAAGGAUUACAAGUAGCUUGGCUUGUAGUGGAAAAAAACGAGAGAUUAACCAUUCCCAGCAGUUGCCCCAGAAGCUUUGCUGAAUUGCUGCAUCAGUGUUGGGAAGCUGAUUCAAAGAAACGUCCAUCAUUCAAGCAAAUCAUUUCAAUUCUGGAGUCCAUGUCAAAUGACACUAACCUUCCUGACCAGUGUAACUCAUUUCUGCAUAAUAAGGCAGAGUGGAGAUGUGAAAUUGAGGCAACACUUGAGAGGCUAAAGAAACUGGAGCGUGAUCUCAGCUUUAAAGAACAGGAGCUGAAGGAAAGAGAGAGACGACUAAAGAUGUGGGAGCAAAAGCUGACAGAACAGUCCAAUACUCCUCUUCUCUUGCCUCUUGCUGCAAGAAUGUCUGAGGAGUCAUACUUUGAAUCUAAGACAGAGGAAUCAAACAGUGCAGAGAUGUCAUGUCAAAUCACAGCAACAAGUAACGGGGAGGGAGAUGGCAUGAAGCAAAGUCUACAGGCCAUGAUGGUGAUGGGCUUUGGGGAUGUCUUCUCAAUGAACAAAGCAGGAGCUGUCCUGCAUUCGGGGAUGCAGAUAAACAUGCAAGCCAAGCAGAAUUCCUCCAAAACCACAUCUAAGAGGAGGGGAAAGAAAAUCAACAUGGCCCUGGGGUUCAGUGAAUUUGACAUGUCAGAAGGUGACAAUGAUGAUGACGGUGAUGAGGAUGACAUGGAUGACAGUAGUGAAUGAAAUCAGAAUCCCAGAAUUCUCUUAAGCCUGAAAGCAAAGUAAUAAAAAUUUAAAUGUUCAGGAAAAGAAAGAAAGAAAGAAAGAAAGAAAGAAAGAAAGAAAGAAAGAAAGAAAGAAAGAAAGAAAGAAAGAAAGAAAGAAAAGAAAAGAAAAGAAAAGAAAAGAAACUUGUAAUCUUGAUCUAUAUGAAAAACAGUCAAGGAGGAAAUCAAGCACUGUGGGUUGGUUGUUGUUGUUGGUUUUUUUAGGCCAGUCACAUUUACUAUGGCAGCACUCUGUUUAGACUACUACUGAUUUAUUUUUGCUUAAUGAAAUUUUGAAGGAAAAUAAGAAAAAUGUUAAGAAAAAAUAGAUGUAGCUCACAAUUCAACUGUAAUGUGGUGCCUGAUUACAGAAAUUUCUAUGGCUUUAAAAAAAAAGUACAAUUGACUUUCAUGCUGAGGACAUUUUAACAUAUUUGAAACAUGAGUGUUUUGUAUUGUAUAUUUGGCUUAAUUUUAUUUCCCUCUUACUAUGCAUAAAGAUAUUUGUAUUUCAAGCAAAUGCUCCUGGUUCCUAUUUCAACCUAAAUACUUGUUACUGCUAUUAACCUCUUCUUAAAUCAGAGCAGUAAAUUUCUUACAUAAUUAUUUUGUAUGAAAAUACGUGGUGAUGUCAGAAAUUCUUAGUUAUGACUGAAAUUUUUGACAAAAGAACUCGAGAUCAAAAAAGGUUGUUUCAAACACCUAUCUUCAGUAAUACCCAAACAAAGAACAUUUUCAACACCAAAUUGCUAUUUGUAUAGGAUCUCAUCCCAGUGUCCUAGUGCUUCUUGAAACACAGUUGCUUAAAGUAAAACCUGAGCAAUUUUAUCAAUAACAUGUUAGUGAAAGGAAGACUACUCAUCUUUGAAACUGACAGCAAAUGUUAGAGUCCUUUAUAUUUAUCUCUACAAGCCUUAGAGACUCUGCAAAGCACUUUCCUCUAAAAUUUAGCUUGUGCUUUAUGUAAAUGAACUCUCAUACCUUAUGCAUUAGAAAAAAGGCUCCUAUUGAUAGGGGGCACCCCCUCCCAGUCUUUUGGGCCCUAAACAUGGCCCUACUCUCAAUGGUCAGUAGAGAUGGAAUGGUAAUUCUGGAUCCUGAAUCUAUUUUUCAGAAGAACUUAACCAUUGUGAAAUAAAAUUCAAAAGAAAAAUGACCAUAAUUAUUUAAAGGGAAUAGCACUGAUUCUGUAUCUGAGUAGCUCUCCAUCAUAACCUAAUCACUAAUUUAGUUCUCAUUCGCUUCCCCAGAAUCAUCUGUAUGCUAUGCCUCUUUCUGUAUUGACUCAGAGAUGCCAGUGCUUAUACAGAGUAGCUGAUAGUUAUUUCUCUAGUGGCUGCUUGAGAAACCUGGAAAAGUUAAGAUGUUUUCUAAAUGAAAUAAUGUCAGCAAUUUGUUUUCAGACUAAAUUAUGAGGCAAUAUUUUUCCUUAAAACUAAAUCCCAUAAAAAUGACUUUAGUGGCAUUUUUCCCCUUAAGAAAACCUAAAGAAAGACCAUCACAGAGAUUAUUAAUUAUAUGUGUAUCCAUUGCCAUUUCUAAUCACAUUAGCUGAUCCAAAGCCUUCUAGGGUUUGAAAAUGUCUAUUCACCUAUAAGCCUUUAGAAAGUUUUUUUUUUUUUUUUACUACUAUAAAGAGAUAUGUAUAAGUUGUGCCAGCUUCCCCAUUUGGAGUAAAUAUUAAGAUUUUUUUGCAAGUGAUAUGUGAAGCAAUUCAUCAUACCAGUGGAGCUAAAAACUGAAAGAGUGACCUUGAUAAGUUUUCUCUUUUAGAAGUCAGUUUGAGUACUUUUUGCUCCUGUAGUCACUGGGAGCGUGAAGCUAAAGGAAGAUAGCUUCCAAAAAGAGAAAAAUAGUAUAAUGCUAGGAACAUAAACAGGUGAAUUCUCUUGUACCCUGAGAGCUAUUACAGAGCAUUAGUGUCCACUGGUCAAAUUCUCCUGGACUGAGCUGUUUACAGUUAGCAAGACACUUUUGGAAUACCAAUGUCUUAAGUAUGCAUUAGAAUGUGUGCUAAGUCAAUAUAAAGAAGGAUUAGGUUCAUGAUGACCCCUGUUGACUGACCUUUGCAUUAGAGACUGGUUUGUGAAAUGCUACAGAAAAGAUAAUACUCCUCUCACUCUUCCCACAUGGGUAGCGCCUAGUGACUAAAGUACUCAUGUCCUCUAUUGUUCUCGUGAGGGUCUGAUGCUUUCUAAAAUCUUAGGUAGAACUAUUAGUGAAGCAGUAGACAAAAGAAGAGAGAUGAAGGAAAGACUUUCUUGCUAGGAUCCCAAAAAAGGAGAGAGAAGAGUGCUUCAAAACCUUCCUCUUGCAUAAGCAAAGACAAAUUUGUCUAUGCCUGCUACUCCUUACCUCUAGGAACUUCAUAUAUUGAAAAACAAAAACAGUAACAACAAAACCCUUACCUUUUGACCAACAAAUUAAAACAUACAAAUUAAUGGGAAAAUGGGAUUUUUUUUCCUUUUAAUAUGGAAAUUAAUUGGAAGAUUUUUGUGUUACACAUCAGAACCCAAAGAGUCAAGGACUGCAGUAUUAUGUGCUUUAGUUUUGCUACUAAAACCUAGCUGCUUUUCUUAACUUAUGUUUCUUUGUCAAAUUCUCCAUCAGUGUAGGAUUAGCAAUAGCCGACCAUGAUCAAACCAACCUAUACUAUAAAAGACCCAACACCAUAGAGGAGGAGAGUGUGUAUUCUUCUCUUCCUGGAGUUGCAUGAAUUCCUUCCUAAUAUCCAGGGAACACUUAGUAAUUUCACUGCUUUGAAGCAAUCUAUCACCUUCAUUUGUCCAGAAAAGUCCAGGCAUCCCUAAAAGUCAACCACUAUAUUCAUAAUUAGCAGAAAAAGGCAAAAGAGACUCUCAAUUUAGAGAUGAAGAAAUGGAGAACAAGGAAAGGCAAAGUGACUUAUUUUCUCUAGGUCAUACAACAAAUUCGAUUCAAUUCAACAAUUAUUAAAUAUUGUGUGUGUGUGUGUGUGUGUGUGUGAAAUAGAAUCCAUUUCUAACUUCUAUAGUUAUUUACUACAUGUGCUGGAUAAUGCACAUUUCUAAUAAACUUCAUUUAGGUCAGGGCUAGUUGAUAGUAAUUUUGAAUGGAAUCAUAUUUCAACACAAUUGGUGAAAAGUAAGACAUUGAUCAUGGUUAAACCUGAAUUUUGAAAACUUCCUGCUACCACAUCAUCAUUUCCUAUGAGAAUUAUCCUUUAUCCAGCAUCAUUUGAUAGAAUUUAGGAAACCACAGAUUCUUCUUUGAACUUUUAAAGAAAACACUUUUUUAAAUUAGUCACAAAGGUUUUAAUCUACUUUUAUUCAGUUUCCACUCAAUUGUAGAAUAUCUCCCCCAAAACCUAACAUGCUAGUGUAGAUUUUAUCUCACAACUUUUAAUUCAUUAAAAAUAAGUACAAUUUUUUAGUAAGGACAGUUUGGGAAAUACUGAAAAUUUUCAAUAUUAAAAUGAGAAUUGGAUCUCUACAUUUUUAUAAUAAUUGUUAGUACCAGACAUCUAAAUUUUAAUAUUUUGACUUAAUUAAUAAGGUUAUUCAAGUAGACACUGACAGCUUUACAUUCAUAUUAGGUGUCCACAGCUCUUCUCCUUCAGGAGUAAUAAAUCAUAUUGCCAAAGUCAGAGCAUGCAUUUUCAAAAUAAUAGCUACUACAUGUACACUCAGCCAGAAUUAAGACUAUCCAUAGCCUUUAUCUUCUCAGCACCAAGAAUAACAGGGGUAGAAUUAGUUUCCAAGGAGAAAUGAGCUAUUGAGAUAAUUAAGAAGGACAAAAUCUAACUGGUUCAUUCUCAAUUAUACUGACUCCUCAGUUCUCAGAGAGAAAAUUCAAGUAAGUAGCUUUGUUAUAUGAUUUUAGCUUUCCCUUUACUCAUUUUUUUAAACAGAAAUGUCUUAUUUUAUACCAACACCAAAGUAAGGGACUCAUUUCAAAUUGUGGGAUCAGUGAUGAUAAAGACCUUGGUUUUUUCAGACUUUAUCAAACAGUUUAAUUAGUCACAGUGCAAGUGGCAGUUAGUCACAUUUUAAAUGGACAUGUUUACGGUUAAAGGAAGUAGGAUAAAAUAAAUCAUUGCUGUUGUGUAUUACCUGUGUGAACUGUAGCAAGUAGUUAAACUCCUGUGAGUUCAAUUUCAUUUUCUCUAAAAUAAGAGGAUUGCCCUAAGUGAUUUUUGAGAUCAUUCCCAGAUAAAUUUAUGAUUCUUAUAAUCCUUUAGUCAGUUUAGAUAUUUUGGAAUUAGACUUCAUUAGGUUCAGGGAACUUAAUAGUCAGGUCAACCCAUCAACAAACAUUUAUUAAGCACUUAGUAUGUAUGUACCAGGCAGUGUGUUAAGCACUGGGGUACAAAGAAAGAUAAAAACAUGUAAGACUCAGAACAGAACUCCAUAGUAAAGCUACAGACUUGGCUGUAUCUUUUUUUCUUUUCUUUAACUCAAAGAAGUAAAGAAUUUAUGAGUGAUAAUAAAAAAAAUCAGUUAUUCCAAAUUAAAUAUUAUUACACUAGCCAUAGUUUGCCACAUGUCAGAAUAAAACCAUACUACACAAAUACUACUAAGGUGUUACUAGCCAACUCAACUUCACCUACAUAUUUUGUUCAUUUUCUUUCUGUAAUCAAGCACCUUUUUACAGGUUUUGCAAAAGACCUCUUUUCUAAGAUAGCAUUUAAAUAUUGUCUCAGAGACAAUCUAUUCUAUUCUUUGCCUUUUAAUGUAGCUUGAUGGGCACACUCGCAGCAUUUUCUACAAUGAAAAAUUAGCUACUACCAGGAAAAUCUGGAGGACAAAACAUUUCAUUUUCUCCCCCAGACUUCAACUUAGCGUGCGCAUUCUAAUGCCUGUGUGGAGCUUUCUGGUGUGGGAAUAUUAACUUCAGAUUUAGUUUCAAGCACCUAUAUUAAAUAUUUUAUAUUGUGUGCUGAAUGUUAUAAUACCUUUUUAAUGUCAGAUACAGUACACUGCAUUUAUUGCUUUUGCACUCUUGAAAAAGUUUUGUACUAAAUAAUAGAAAAUGAUACUAUUUAUACUCUUUAAGUGUGGUCAGAUGAGCUUUCAAUCACAGUGGUUUUUUAAAAAAUAUUUUUUUUCUCUCAUUCUGUUGGGAUAUUAUUCUGAGCAAGGCCGGUGCCAGAAUUUUGUAUAAGAAUCUGUAUGGAGCAUGAAAUUAUAGUUUUGUGUGGUGAGACUUUUCCGUCAUUGUCUUACUUCCUAGUAGGAACUUAAUAUUCCAAUACAAAGCCAGCAAUGUAUUCAGUAAUCUCAAUGGUGUCAUACAUUUCAUUUUGAUGUGAACUUUUUCCUUUGCUUUCCUUUGUUCUAAAACUCUAUUUUGCAAUAAACAUUUUGACAGUAAA